Molecule: messenger RNA, 4129 nt
Organism: Pocillopora meandrina
Lineage: Eukaryota; Metazoa; Cnidaria; Anthozoa; Scleractinia; Pocilloporidae
Source: the annotation of a GenBank genome assembly
GUAGUAUCCUUUCAUCAUAAUUUUGUUUUGGCAUUUAUUGCAGAUUGUCAGCAACUAUUAGACUUCGAAGGGGGUUCACAGGAAAAUUGCCUGGUACGUUCACCAGAAAACAGAGGGACAAUAACAUUCUCAACGUCGGUAGCUAAGCUCGGCUCAAGGUCACUGAGAUGGGAAUCUGGCACCACAGGGAAAUCGAAGUUGAGGUACACCAGGCCCCGAUCUGCCCGCAUCAGAGGAAGUGAACUAAGCCGAGGAGGUGUGAAGAUGUGGAUCUACAAAGAGACUCCCUCACCCGGAAGGAGCAUGCAAGUUAGAUUUAGAGAUACUGCUCGGAACAACCAAGUUGGAUCAUUUGAUAUUAAAUUGGGAUUUAAGGGAUGGCGAGGAAUAUGGGUGUCCUAUGGAGAAUGCAAACGUUACUCUCAUAGCCUCGACUCUCCCGCUGCAAUUUAUAGAGUCGAUUUUGUUUUGGGACAUCAUGACACAGUUCAUAUCGAUAUGCUUGAAUUCGUGGGAGGAAUGUCGAUGCAGUCUCGCGACAAAAUAGUUCCACCCUUCACAAGAUUCGGCUCACGAUACGACUCGAGCAACUUCUGGCAGCAAAGCUACCGUUGGAGUCGGCGAGCUCCGACUGCCCUUCCGGAAACGGUGGUUGCUUCAAAGUCCUUGAGUCUCACUCACAUCGAGAGUCGCUUGAAAAACUGGUAUUGCGACGAGAGGGAAACCACCUAUGACUUCUCUGGAGAAACCAAGAAGCGUUGGGAUAAACUGGUGAGGAGCAUUGACGCUGCAUAUCUGGAAUACGAUAGACUUGUAUUUAGGACGCUAGACUCAGGGAAGAAAGUGAUAGCCGGGCCUCCUUUGUUUUGUCGUGGUUGUGAUAGGGGAACACGAGCGUAUUCCAAGAAAGAUCCAACAAGAAAGUUCAGCUUCGUCCAAAUGCGUAUCAUGCUUCCUUUGGCGAUAGAGUUUUAUCUUAAAUCCCGCGACGAAGAAAUUUCCCGAACUGUGACAGAAGAAACUCCUGAACUAAGUUCUACUAACAAAGUCGAUGUGGACAGUGCCAUUGAAAGGAUUUGUGGAAACAACGCAAACAGGCAGAAAGUGUUCCGCGAGUACCUUGAAAGUUUGACGAAACCUUACACAAAGGACCAAAUACGCAAAAUAUUGAAUGACGAAAAUAAAAAACGCCUUGAGAGAAUAAUUAAACUGCUUGACUACAUUGAAGACCAAGGAUGGGCUGAUGGAAGUGCAAUAGGCUCCCUGGAUCAUGAAAUGAACCGUGGUGGUGCUGGGUACAUGCACACUCUUUUCUUGCUGAAAGACACUUUGCACGGGGACGCUAAAUACAGAUCAAGACUUUUAAACCUAAUAAACACUGCCAAGUGGUACAAUGAUUUUGGUGAAGUUUACCAAUCGACGUUCGAGUUUAGUGGAACUACGGCUGACAGAAUGAUUACAAUAAUGUUGUUUCGGCUCAUGAUUGUGUUGAUAAUGCCUGCUAAGUCGGAUAUGGAAAUAAAGGAAAGGCAGAGGGAUAUGGAUGCUUUGAAAAGGUGGAUGGAUAACGCCCUGAGUAUUAACAAAGCCUUCGGUGGAGUCAUUAAACCUGAUUAUACUGGCUUUCAUCACAAGACAUUCUACGCAUCUGCGUAUGCCCCACACGCAUAUCAUACAGCUGCGCAAGUGCAAUACCUCUUGGAAGGAACAGAUUUUGCUCUGUCAGAUGAGUCGAAACGAAAUUUACUGGAAGCCCUUGAAACAAUGAGGCUAGUAGCAGUUAAGUAUUCAACACCAAACAGUGUCGGAGGACGCAUUGUAGACUAUUCUAAAAAGAUUUUGGUAAAAAUUCUCCCAGCAUACGCUUACAUCAGUGUUUCUCAUCCAUCUGGGCCACUGGCAUCAACCCCAGCCAAAGAAGUCACAGUGCCUGCUGUUAGGAACGUUGGAAUGUUUUUACGUUUGUACCAGCCUACUGACGAAUCUAUUAAAAUGUAUUUGGAAGAUGGAACGGUUAGCAGGGGAAAAUCAUAUAUGAACAGCCUUGGAUCACUGAAAAUUAUGUCGACCGUAAGUUUGUUAACUGAACCGUGCUGAAUGCCUAUACAUAAAGUUGCUUACCUCAGUAUUUUUAUGAAUUUUAAUCAGAUUUUUGUCAAGUGGAACGAAAUAUAUUCCUAGAAGGAAAACAGCAAAAAGGUUUUGGAUACGUUAGACCCUUUUAGGAACACCGUGAUUGUGCUCAUUGAAAAAGGGAAUUUUUAGAAAAACCCGCAAUUCCAAUGUGAGAUUUCGUCGAAAUUGGGUUUUAAAUAAAAAGCUUAUUUUGUUUGUGCCUGCGUAACAAUGCAAUAAUAAUUAUGUUGCUGCCUAACGUCCUGCAAUUCGCACAAUACACCACUUUGCUGUUACUUGUAACCUUCCUUCCUACAAUAAAACAUUGCACUGUAACCCUUUAAAGAAAGGACGAGGGACUAAAAUUCUAGAAAAAAAACUUAAGGAAGAAUGUUAGGAUAAUUUUUUUCGAGAAAUGUAGUCUUGCCCUUUUAUUAACUAUGGUGUUUUUUUUCUUGUAUUUAUAUAAUUUCACCAAGUGUUUGAUGCAGUCUAAUGUAUUAAAUUUGGGCAACUUUGCUGAUUUUAUUAUAUGUUUUCUCGAACAUAGGUCUUUUCUAAAGGUACAUCUCCUGAGCCCUCCCCUGAAGGUCACUGGUCCAAGAACUUUGCUGCUCUCUCAAUUCAUCGUCGUAAAGACUGGGCAGUGACGAUAAAAGGCUUUAACCGGUUUGUCUGGGACUUUGAGGGAUCUACAAAGAUCAAAAAACCUGAAAAUGUUUAUGGUACCUAUCAGAGUCAUGGUUCAAUGCUGAUAGCGAACAGCGAAGAAGCAUUGAAGGCUCACGAUAUAAACAAUGGAUGGGAUUGGACAAAAAUACCUGGAGCCACAACAAUGUCCCUGACUCUCACUCAGACGAGGCUGAGUAAGGCAAGAAACUUCAGUCCACGCUCUUCUGCUGGAGGAGUUACCUACAGAGGACCAGAGCCUUUAUCCAGCGGAGUAUUUGGCAUGCACUUCCGCCAACCCAGGUACAGUUUUAUGGAGGAGAGCCACCCCUAUCCAAAUAUCAAUCUCCGCUUUAAGAAAUCUGUUUUCUUUUAUCAAAACGUGUUGGUCUGCCUAGGAAGCAACAUCAGAAUAAACAAUGGCGGAGCAACUCAAGCUCAAACGACCCUUUUUCAAGACAAGCUGAUAAGUGACAGCUCGUCCAUUGAAGUUGACGAUGAGCGAAAAGAUGAUUCAACUCUUUUUGACGCCAUAACCCCAUUUUCAACUCCAAAAGGAAGUAGAAGGGGAUACACUACUCUGGUGGACACCAAAGGCAACAGCUACUACAUUCCAAGAUCAAGUGCAUCCGAUCUUAAGGUUCACGUACAAACACAAAACUCGCAAACGUCCUCAGCUAAACCAUCCAGUGGCACCUACGGUACUGCCUGGCUGGAGCACAGUACACCUGAUGGGAGUUACGAGUACGCAGUUCACAUAAAUACUCCUUCAUAUAAAGGCUCUGCUGACUAUUAUUGGAACAAACAACAAUUUCAUAAGUCACGUAAGCUAUACAGGGUUAUUAAGCAAGACAGUGAGGCUCAUGUGGUCCGAUUUGAAAGAUCUCCUGAACGUGAUCAUGUCUUGGUUCCACUAUACGGUUAUGUUUUUUUUCAAGAAACCUCAUAUCUUCCUUCCUGGGGGAUUGUCUCGGGAGUGAACAGACAGUGCAGGAUUAUGGCGGAAGAAAGUACUCAGGAGAUUUACUUAAGCAUUAGUUACCCCGACCUGAAUUUCCCUGGCUCAAAAGUCUUGCAAACCUCCGGCGAUAUUGGAGCUCGGGAGAUGUAUCAAAUAGAAAGCGGUGAGAUACAAGUUGAAGUCACCUUGGCACGCACUGUGAGCACUACUCUUCCAAAAACGCCCGUAGUGCACGGUUCUCCAACUGGCUACGUGCCAAGGGUUCACGUGGUCGAAAGAGCAAGUGGCGAGAAACCAAGCCGAGGAAACAGGCUGGUCUUCGCUAAUUUAAAGAACGGAUUCAGUGUUGAGGUGAUAUUGACGAAAAUAACUUGUGAUCAAUAA